Adineta ricciae is the source of this 999-nucleotide messenger RNA. The record is from the annotation of a GenBank genome assembly. Lineage: Eukaryota; Metazoa; Rotifera; Eurotatoria; Adinetida; Adinetidae.
AUGAAGACAACACUUGCGGAACUAUGUCCAGAUAUUUGGCAACAGAUAUUUGAGUAUUUUGAUCCUAUAGAAUUAUUUUACAGCCUCGUACAUGUAGCUAUUGCUGCUGAUGAAGUUUUAUUUGCUAAAGCUCAUCAUUUGCGCUUACAACGACUUGUCAUUGAUCCUUAUGUUAAGAUUCUUCCAAAAGAACUCCCACUCGAUCGAAUUGUCUCGCUCGAAUUGCGCCAAGAUUUUUAUCUCGACAUAACUGAAGAAUGUUUAAAUGUUCGUUCACUAAAACUUCGUGGACAGCCUACAUGGGUUGUUAGUAUGCUUCGAAAAGUAUCAUCUACCAGUAUAAAACUCGAUGAAUUAGUUUUGAUCGUGCCUGGUAUUCGUUAUUUGUACGUUCUGUUGGAAUGUGCCACAUCUCUAUUGUCGUUGCAUCGUUUGUCGAUUCAUGCAAAUGAAUGGGAAGAAAAAAUACUAAAACGUAGUCUAUCGGCAAGACCGUCGAAAAUUGAAUAUUUUCGUCUGGACACAUGCUCACCUAUGACCUGGGUUGAAUUAUCAUGCAUGCUUUCUAUUCUGUUCAACGUUCGUUCUCUUGAUAUUACUCUUCUUGGUGAUAGCAAAGAUUCAUAUUUCUGCUUUACUUUUCCAAAACUUUGUUACAUUUGUCUAAGACUAAUAGAAAUUUCAUUUGAAACGGUGAUUCAGAUUGUGAAAGCAACGCCUUCUCUCACGAAACUUAAAUUGAAUGGUUUUGUACAGACAGACGGUUUUGUUAUCAAUCAUAACUGGCUCAAAUUAUUUGAGUAUUGUUUUUCUCUUAAUACAAUUAUCGUCAAUCUGUCAUUAGAAAAAGGCACCGACUACUUUUGUAUUCACACGAGUCAAACCAGCUUACGUGAAAUCAAUCUCCGUUUGACAUGUAUUGAAGAUGAUUAUGAUUAUUAUUCAGAUGGAAGAAAUCAGCAGCGUUGGUGGGCUUUGUCAGGAAUAAUUAAUAAAUAA